This is a messenger RNA of Myxozyma melibiosi, 634 nucleotides long. RefSeq names its product 40S ribosomal protein S24. Gene Ontology annotation, cellular component: ribosome. The record is from RefSeq and is a predicted model, not a curated record. NCBI's taxonomy places the organism in Eukaryota, Fungi, Ascomycota, Lipomycetes, Lipomycetales, Lipomycetaceae. Gene Ontology annotation, molecular function: structural constituent of ribosome. The transcript has 4 exons. Bases 77 to 472 code for a protein of 131 amino acids. Gene Ontology annotation, biological process: translation.
GAGGGUCGUUGACUGUCUCUGCCUACGUCGACUUACGAACAACAGCAUCAACUGUCCUCACGACAACAUCGACAAAAUGAGCGACUCCGUCACUAUCCGCACAAGAAAGUUCCUCCGAAACGCCCUCUUGGCCCGUCGCCAGAUGGUUGUUGACGUCCUCCACCCCACCCGCGCCAACGUUUCCAAGGACGAGCUCCGGGAGCGUCUCGCCACUCUCUACAAGACCGAGAAGGACGCCGUCUCCGUCUUUGGUUUCCGCACCCAGUUCGGUGGCGGCAAGUCCACUGGUUUCGCUCUUAUCUACGACUCCGUCGACGACUUGAAGAAGUUCGAGCCUGCCUACCGUCUCGUCAGAAUCGGACAGGCCACCAAGGUCGAGAAGGCCAGCAGACAGCAGAGAAAGCAGAAGAAGAACCGCGACAAGAAGACUCGGGGAACCGGCAAGAGAGCUGCCAAGCGGACGGCGAACUAGAUUUAGGUCUCAAAAAAGUGUUUGGAUUUUAUUAUUUAUUGCGGCUUUGUUUGAGUGUCUAAAAGAAUUCUUGUAUCUACUAUGUAUUGAACAUGCUUAAUUGCUUCAUUUCAUGACAACAUAUUCAAUGUGCCCUGUAGACCCUGAUAGUUGUAAGAAGAU